Molecule: messenger RNA, 576 nt
Organism: Gossypium raimondii (Peruvian cotton)
Lineage: Eukaryota; Viridiplantae; Streptophyta; Magnoliopsida; Malvales; Malvaceae
Exons: 2
Coding region: 1-576 (191 amino acids)
Molecular function (GO): nucleic acid binding; RNA-DNA hybrid ribonuclease activity
Source: RefSeq, a predicted model, not a curated record
AUGGAGUCGACUGUUUUGAAUGGGAGGAUGGCCAGAUGGCAGAUUUUGCUUUUCGAAUUUGACAUAGUUUAUGUGAGCCAGAAGGCUGUAAAAGGGAGUGCAAUAGCUGAUUUUCUAGCUAGUAGAGCAUUGGAGGAUUACGAGCCUUUGAAUUUUGAUUUCCUGAAUGAGGACUUGAUGUAUGCGGCAACCACUGAGGAAAAUUCCCAAGAGGGUCACAUUUGGAAGCUAAAUUUUGACAGAGCCUCAAACGUUGUUGGCAAUAGAAUUGGGGCAGUCUUAGUAUCCCCAAAUGGAGAUCAUUAUCCUAUUGCUAGCAAAUUGGAUUUUGACUGCACAGACAACAUGGUAGAAUAUGAAGCGUGCAUUAUGGGCAUCUGUGCAGCCAUAGAACGUAAAAUCAAAGUGUUAAAGGUAUAUGGGGAUUCUGCAUUGAUGGCUGACGCAUUGGCUACUCUAGCUUCCAUGAUCAAAGUAAACAAACUAGAGGACAUGAAGCCUAUCCAAAUGAGAAUUUAUGAGACCCCGGCUCAUUGCUACAGUAUAAAGGAAGAGGAAAAUGAUGAUCAUCUUUAG